GAUGUAGGGAAUAAUGCCUUGCCACGAGUAGAACAUAGACUUUCCGCAUGUUUUUGUUUUCGUUCACAGGAGCUGCCGAUACAAAGGCCUGUGGCUGGGGAGAAAUCUUAAGCCACCUGUGACAUCAAGAUCAAGUCCAAGAUCAAGCAGAAGAGACACCGGGGGAGCUGCUUGUGUAAACGUUGAUAGCUGGAUGGACAGGAGUUGAAUAAGGAACAACACACGACAAGACAGACCAGCAACAGCAGCAGUUAAGGCGGCAUGGCAGCAAUGAACAUUCAACGUUUUUUCCACUGGGGAGCCAAAGUGGUGUCAUUGGCUCCACGAAGUCAGUCUUCCAGUUGGCAGUUUGAGAGAGCAAACAUAAGGAAAGCCUCAACAUAUAGAGCUGCUGUGUUGAAGGAGUUUGGGGCAGAAUUGCAAAUUGAAGAGCUCAAAAGAAAGAAAUUGGAGAGAAAUCAAGUUAGAGUAGGAGUGCAUAGCUGUGGAGUAAAUGCUUCCGAUAUCCUGAUGAUUGAAAACAAAUAUGACAGGACUCUGCAGCUUCCGUUUGUCCCAGGGUUUGAAGUGUGUGGUGAGGUGCUGGAAGUGGGGAGUGAUGUCACUACUUUAGCUGUUGGUUCCAAGGUUAUAGGAAUCAACAAGGAGAGACUAGGUGGAUUCGCAGAAGAAUGCAUCGCCUCAGAACAGGAUCUCUGGACUGUAGACCAUGCAGUUGGUUUUGACAAAGGGGCAGCUCUAGUCGACACGUACGCCACAGCCCUCAUUGGCCUCCAUCGCCGUGCUAAGGUACACGAGGGCAGCACAGUGCUGGUGACAGCAGCAGCCGGUGGGCUGGGUCUGGCGGCUGUGGAUCUGGCUGCAAGUGUUUACAAAGCAAAGGUUAUUGGUGUGUGUGGGACAGAAGACAAAGCAGGACUUGUCAGACAAAUGGGUGCUUGGGCAGCUCUCAAAUACAACAAGAAACACAUUGAUGCAAAGGUGAAGGAAGUCACUGGUGGCAAAGGUGUUGACGUUGUCUUUGAUGCCAUAGGAGGAGAUGCAUUCCAUGACUGCUUAUCCUGGGUGUGUCAUGAAGGCAGUGUGAUUGUGGCAGGAUUUGCCAGUCGUGUAAUACCUCACAUUGAGACAAGUCAGCUCCUGCCUAAGGCUGUCUCCUUGGUUGGUCUUUCCCUCUCACACUACCAGGAGGCAGAUAAUGCUGUUUACAGGCAAGCAGUUGAGGAUGUAAUAGACUUGCAUGAGAUGGGCCUGAUAACUCCACAUGUAUCUGCAGUGUUCAAAAUGGAAGAGAGUUCACAAGCCAUUGACUUCAUGAGGGAAAGAAAAUCUACUGGCAAAGUUGUUCUAGAAAUCCGGUAACAUUAUAUAGAUCCAACAGCUGAACUGCUCACCAAUGGAGAGCUUUUGGGCAUUAAUGCUAGACUCCCAGCAGUGUCAUGCACAUCUCCAAACAAUUUACAACAGCAUUUUGUUGGUGCACUGGUGGGCAGGUUGCUUUUGGAGAUUA
This is a messenger RNA of Eriocheir sinensis (Chinese mitten crab), 1510 nucleotides long. RefSeq names its product quinone oxidoreductase-like protein 2 homolog. Gene Ontology annotation, molecular function: oxidoreductase activity. Lineage: Eukaryota; Metazoa; Arthropoda; Malacostraca; Decapoda; Varunidae. Gene Ontology annotation, cellular component: mitochondrion. The transcript has 10 exons. Bases 262 to 1362 code for a protein of 366 amino acids. The record is from RefSeq and is a predicted model, not a curated record.